CGGCCUCUGGGACGCGGAGGGGCGGUGACGGACCUGGGACGUCUACCCUUCAUCAUGGACGCGGCCGAGGUGGAGUUUUUGGCCGAGAAGGAGCUGGUGACUAUCAUCCCGAACUUCAGUCUGGACAAGAUCUACCUGAUCGGGGGGGACCUGGGACCGUUCAACCCCGGCUUACCCGUGGACGUGCCCCUGUGGCUGGCCAUUAACCUGAAACAGAGACAGAAGUGCCGUCUGCUACCUCCAGAGUGGAUGGAUGUGGAGAAAUUGGAGCAGAUGCGGGACGAGGAGCGGAAAGAGGAGACAUUCACCCCAGUGCCCAGCCCACACUACAUGGAGAUCACGAAGCUCCUGCUGAAUCAUGCUUCUGACAACAUUCCCAAAGCUGACACCAUCCGGACACUGAUCAAAGAUCUGUGGGACACACGCAUGGCCAAGCUCCGGGUAUCUGCUGACAGCUUUGUGCGGCAGCAAGAGGCACAUGCCAAGCUGGACAACCUGACCCUGAUGGAGAUCAACAGCAGCGGGGCCUUCCUCACCCAGGCCCUCAAGCACAUGUACAAACUCCGUACAAACCUGCAGCCCUCCGAGAGCUCUCAGUCUCAGGACUUCUAGCCAGAGGCCUCUGGUCCGCAAACCUUUGCUGUGUCUGAUGGAGUGUGGGGGAAGGGUGUGAACACUGGUGGAGUGGCAAGUGUGCUACCCGUCUUUGUCAGAAGUCAGCAAGUUCAACUCCAUGGAACGGAUACGCCGCCAACUUUGCUCUUCUGCCCAUAUUUCUCUUGUGACCAAGGACUGCACGCCAAGCACAGCGAGUGGUCGGGACAGCUCAGUUCACCUCAAGUGUCUUCAAGCUUGACCUGUGGAAAGCUGUAUGUAGUUGAGGCUGGGGUGGUGGUGGUGGUGGUGGUGGUGCCGCUGAUACAGAAAGACUUUCGUCUUAACAUGAUUUAGGAAGAUUUUAUUUUUGGGAUGUCAGAAAUUACAGCAAUAUAUUCAUAAAUACCUAAUUACUACAUUCAACAAAUAAUAUUACAAUACAGUUAAUUCAAACAAGUA
Molecule: messenger RNA, 1056 nt
Organism: Grammomys surdaster
Lineage: Eukaryota; Metazoa; Chordata; Mammalia; Rodentia; Muridae
Gene: Gins2
Product: GINS complex subunit 2
Exons: 5
Coding region: 55-612 (185 amino acids)
Biological process (GO): double-strand break repair via break-induced replication; DNA replication
Cellular component (GO): nucleus; GINS complex
Source: RefSeq, a predicted model, not a curated record